This is a messenger RNA of Cricetulus griseus (Chinese hamster), 2964 nucleotides long. Lineage: Eukaryota; Metazoa; Chordata; Mammalia; Rodentia; Cricetidae. The record is from RefSeq and is a predicted model, not a curated record.
CGCCCCUCUCUACAGAAGCCGCAGCGCUCAGCCGGGGCUCAGUCGUCGCGGGCUCGGUUGCCGCGUAGUCACACCAUGGCUUGCUACAUCUACCAGCUGCCGUCCUGGGUGCUAGAUGACCUGUGCCGCAACAUCGACACGCUCAGCGAAUGGGACUGGAUGCAGUUCGCCUCCUAUGUGAUCACAGACCUGACACAGCUGAGGAAGAUCAAAUCCAUGGAGAGGGUACAGGGUGUGAGCAUCACUCGGGAGCUGCUGUGGUGGUGGGCCAUGCGACAGGCCACUGUCCAGCAGCUGGUGGACCUCCUGUGUCACCUGGAACUCUACCGAGCAGCCCAGAUUGUCCAGAGCUGGAAGCCGGUUGCUGAGAGCUCAUCUCCUCUUCCAGCCUUCCCAGAGGCUGCGAAACCAGGGCCUGUGGCUACUUCUGGAAGAAACCUCAAGGAUGAACAGGAAAAGGGACAGCCUGUGAAGCCAGGCUCCUUUCUAGGAACAGGGACCACCAUGGCUGGCACCCAGCAGCAGGACUUGCACCAGCUUCCAUGCAAGGAGGAUGCCCCUUGUUUCUUGAAAACUGACCAACCUGACUCUUCCCAUUCUAAGGACUGCAGCACAUCCACAUCUGUGCCCAAGCAGGAAAAGCUUUUGAGUUUGCCUGGAGACAGGUUUUUCUGGAGUGAGACCGAUGUCAUCCAAGCAACGGAGGACUUUGACCAAAGCCACCAAAUCAGUGAGGGGACCUUUGCUGAUAUCUACUGGGGGCAAAGGCAUGGUGUGGCCUUUGCCUUCAAGAAGCUCAGGGAGAUGGUUAGCUCAAGUCCAGGGUCCAUGGACAGAUUCCUGCAAGCAGAGAUGCAGCUUUGCCUCAGGUGCUGCCACCCCAAUGUCCUACCUCUGCUGGGCUUCUGCACUGGAAGACAGUUCCACAGCCUCAUCUACCCCUACAUGGCAAAUGGCUCUCUGCAGGACAGACUCCAGGCUAAGGGUGACUCAGACCUGCUGCCCUGGCCCCAGCGUGCUAGCAUCUGCACAGGGUUGCUUCAAGCUGUCGAAUACCUGCAUAGCCUGGACAUCAUCCAUAGCAAUGUUAAGAGUGCCAACGUUUUGCUGGAUCAGCAUCUUAACCCCAAGCUGGCUCAUCCUGUGGCUCAUCCAUGUCCUGCUGAUAAAAAGACCAAAUACACUGUAAUGAAGACUCACCUGUUCCAGGCCUCAGCUGCAUAUUUGCCUGAGAACUUCAUCAGGGUGGGGCAGCUGACCAAGCAAGUGGACAUCUUCAGCUGUGGAAUUGUAUUAGCUGAGGCCCUCACUGGCAUCCCUGCGAUGGACAAGGAUCGAAGUCCAGUUUACCUGAAGGAUUUGCUUCUUAGUGAGAUUCCGAGCAGUACUGCCUCGCUGGACUCCAGGAAGACAGCCAUGGGGAAGGUGGUGGCGAAAGAGAUCUGUCAGAAGCACAUGGAGAGGAGAGCCGGGCUACUGCCUGAGGCCUGUGCUGAAGCCUGGGCCUCCUCUGUAUGUCUCUGCCUGCGGAGGCGCAAUGCCAGCUUGGAGGAGGCACGAGUCUCCAUGGCUGGGGUGGUGGAGCAGCUCCGAGGUCAGCCGUCCCUCCCUUGGAGCCGGGUUUCUGAGGGCACAGGCCUGUCUUCCAAUACCCCAGAGGAAACAGAUGACGUUGACAAUUCCAGCCUCAGUGUCUCCUCUUCUGUGAUGGUGGCGUCAUGUACAAGGGUUGCCUCCUCUCCGCUCUCUGGGGAAAAUGGAAUAGUACAGCCAUCCGCCAGUGGAAGAGUGGAGGUUGACUCCUCCUCAGAGGCCCGCACAGGCCCACAGCCACCCCAGGACGCUACGGAGACUUCAUGGAAAAUUGAGAUCAAUGAGGCCAAGAGGAAACUGAUGGAGAACAUCCUACUCUACAAAGAGGAGAAGCUGGACAGCAUUGAGCUUUUUGGACCCUGAUGACCAAAGCACAGCUGAGGACCCUUUUCCUCAACUGGGUGGACACUUGUCCAUUCAAGGAAAAGGUCUUUGGCAGCCCAAGGUCUGUCAGGACCCAUACAACCUAAAUACCAGCCUGAGCAGAAGGAAACCUGUUUUAAUCAGUGUUGAGUUGCAGGGAGACAGGGCAGGGGACCUCAACUUACACAGACAACAAACUCCAGGAAACAUUCUUCCUUUGUGAGACUUCUGGCCUUCCAUACCAGGCCAGGAAUGGAACACCUGGUAUGUGACCCAAGGAUUUGGGUGGUUUUGUGGUUCCAGGGAGAUCAUGUUGAUUAUCAUCCCAAUAGGUGCUGUUGCUCCAGCAGCAAGCACUCCUCCACAACUGACAAGAACAACCCUGCAGCACCCAUGGUGUUUUCCAGAGUUAUCAUCUGUCUGUCAUAUUUGCUGACAGCUUUCUGCAAACUUCCAUUUUCUAAAAGACCUUCAGCUGGUGUCUCAGUGCAAUUGUUGACUCAUCUCUCAAGUUCAAGAUUACAAAAGCAAGACACUUGGCAAAGGACUUAGUGGGCUUUCUAUUUCUUCAGUUAAUAAUCUUGUAAGCCACUGGUAUUUAUGAACUGCUUGCUUUGCACCUUUAUCUUCCUAGCACACCAAUGUCCCACUUUUUACAGAGACUCCAAGACUGUGUGUUAUUUAUAGCUGGGUGAAGAAUCACGAGAACUAGUCUCAUGUUUGAUUCUGCUGCUAGUUAAGUCAAUCACUCAAUGUAUAGGAACUCAGUAUCCUUGUAAGGUAUCCCCUGCUCUAUUCUCUCUGCCUUGGGAGGAAAGGGGCAGUGACUUUAGAAAAUAAAUAAAAGGUAUUAACUUCAUGUUUCUGCCAUGUAGAAAAUGUUUAUGUAGUGGAUAUAUUUUUGAAAAGUCAUGUUGUGAACCUUUUUGUGAAACAAAGCUAUUUCUAAUUUACUAUUUAAAAUAAUUCCCCUAUUGUAAAAUAAAGAUAUUUGCUUUGGUUUUUUGA